Molecule: messenger RNA, 951 nt
Organism: Microtus ochrogaster (prairie vole)
Lineage: Eukaryota; Metazoa; Chordata; Mammalia; Rodentia; Cricetidae
Product: C1GALT1-specific chaperone 1-like
Molecular function (GO): N-acetylgalactosaminide beta-1,3-galactosyltransferase activity
Source: RefSeq, a predicted model, not a curated record
AUGAUUUCAGACUGCAGCCCGUUUUUGAAGGGUGUGAUGCUCGGAAGUACCGUCUUUGCCUUGAUCACGAUGCUUGGACACAUUAAGCUAGGUCACAGAAACAGGAUGCACCACCACGAACAUCACCACCUGCAAGCUCCUAACAAAGAAGAAGUCUUGAAAAUGUCAGAAGCUGAACGCGUGGAACUUAGUAACAGCAUCCGGGUUUACUGUAUCAUUCUUGUCACACCUCAAGAUGUGAGUUUGUGGGCUGCAGUGAAGGAGACUUGGGCCAAACACUGCGAUAAAGCAGAGUUCUUCAGUUCUGAAUACGUUGAGGUGUUGGAGUCAGUAACUGUGAACGAGACUGACACCUGGUUGAUGAUGAAACAAGCUUCAAUAUAUGCCUUUAAUACAUACAAAGACCAGUAUAACUGGUUCUUUCUUGCAUAUCCCACCACAUUUGCUGUGAUCGAAAACUUAAAGUAUUUUUUAUUAAGAAAAGAUCCAUCACAACCUUUCUAUCUAGGACACACUGAACUUUCCGGAAGCCAUGAAUAUGUGAGUGUGGACGGAGGAGUUGUUUUAAGUAUAGAAUCAAUGAAAAGAUUCAACAGACUUCUCACUGUCAGUCCAAGUGAGUGUCCGGAAGAGGAAAGAGGGAUUUGGAGGAUGUCUGAAGAUCUGUUGCUAGCACACUGCCUGAGAUAUGAGGAAGUGUUGGCAGAAAAUGCUGAAGACGAGGAAGGAAAAAAUUUAUUUAAUACCAAAACUAUUGGGAUGUUUAUGAAAGAGGCAAUUACUGACUACCCGAAGGAUAUAGUGGAAGGAUGCUGUUCUGACAUGGCCAUCACUUUCAGUAGACUGACUCCUGAUGAGAUGCAUGUGAUGAUGUACGGGGUGUACCGUCUUAGGGCAUUUGGACAUUUUUUCAAUGAUGCUUUGGUUUUUUUUACCUCCAAACGGUUCUGA